Endocarpon pusillum Z07020 is the source of this 3393-nucleotide messenger RNA. RefSeq lists its product as uncharacterized. NCBI's taxonomy places the organism in Eukaryota, Fungi, Ascomycota, Eurotiomycetes, Verrucariales, Verrucariaceae. Bases 1 to 3393 code for a protein of 1130 amino acids. The transcript is spliced from 7 exons. The record is from RefSeq and is a predicted model, not a curated record. Gene Ontology annotation, molecular function: protein binding.
AUGACCGAUCGGAAUUAUCUUCGAAAGAUUGUUAAUAGGGAGAAUGCGAAUCUAGAUAUUGUCGCAAUCCAUGGUUUAAAUCCGAUCAACAAGGCCUUCCAUGCCGAGGCGACAUGGACGGCCAAUAACGGGAAAAUGUGGCUGCAGGACUUCCUCCCCACCCGCUUACCUGAUGCCAGGAUCUUCCUCUUCGGCUACAACUCGAAUGUUGCCAUCGAGACCUCGACGGCCGGCGUCAACGAGCAGGCUGAGAAUAUGCUCAACCGGUUAAGCUUUGAGCGCAAGAAUGUCCCUUCGCAAAGACCAAUCAUCUUCAUUGCCCAUAGCUUGGGAGGCAUCAUCGUCAAGAGGGCGUUAGUCGAAGCCAAGCUCGAUGAUAAGUAUCAAAGCGUCCGAGAAGCAACGUUUGGGCUUAUUUUUUUCGCAACUCCUCAUCGUGGAAGCGACCACGCCAAACUCGGAGAUAUCGCCGCGAAAGUUGCCAGAACAAUACUGCGGAGCCCAGUCAACACAUACAUGGACAGCCUAAAGAAGAAUUCAUUGUUUUCAAAGAACCUUCAAGGCGAGUUCAGACACCAAUACGAAGAUUACUCAAUCUUGAGUUUCUAUGAAACACUACCUGUAGAGAGAUUGGGCAUAGUUGUGGACAAAGAGUCAGCGACACUUGGUCUUUCAGGGCACCGAGAGACAGCAAUCGCUGUUGAAGCUGACCAUCAAACUAUUUGCAAAUUCAAUGAGGCAGAAUGUCCUGCUUAUAGACAAGUUGAAGAUAAUAUUGCUGAUCUCGCCGAGCGGGCUGUGUGUAUAUCUCGAAAGCGGCUGCUCCAGAAAACUCUGCAGAUUCCAGCAACUCAGAUGGUCGUCGAGCUUCACAAGCGAACAUUCUUUGUCCCCUAUACUGAAAAUGCUGAUUUCGUGGGUCGAGAAAAGAUUCUUCAACGUUUGAUUGAGAUCCUCAGCCCCCAGCACGGACGGCAACGACGAGCAGCCCUCUACGGACUAGGCGGUGUCGGUAAAACCCAGAUUGCCAUCAAAUAUGCCUACUGGUGUCAUGAAAAUCAACCGAACACUUCUGUUUUUUGGAUACACGCCAGUAACUUUGAACGCUUUCAUCAAUCCUUCAUAGAGCUGGCUGAAGGAUCGAACAUCCCUGGAGCAGACUCUCCAAAGGCAGACGUCUUCGAAAUCGUACGAAGCUGGCUUAGCCAGAAAGAAAGCGGCGACUGGCUAAUGGUUAUUGAUAAUGCUGACGAUUUCGGUAUGUUUUUCGAUCCUCUGGAGGAGCAUGCGCGAAGAUCUCUUGCCGGUAAGCUUGUAGACUACAUCCCCGAUUGCCCACACGGUGCGAUCCUUCUAACCACAAGGGACAAGAAAGUGGGCAUCCAAAUGCUGAAAAGCAUACGGUGUCUGAUCCAGACCCCAAGAAUGGGAAUUUCUGAAUCUACAGACUUUGUGCAGAAGAUUCUCGCAGGUGAAGAAUACAAAAAUGAGGAAGAAAUUAAACUGUUGACAAGUACUCUGGAACACCUACCUCUAGCUCUCGCCCAAGCCGCAGCCUUCAUUUUGGAAAACUCCAUCAGCGUGCAGAUCUAUUUGCAGCGAUAUGGAGACAGCAAGGCCAAUGCUGUCGAUCUUCUCGGUUACAGCGCUGAUGUUCCGGUAGCAGAUGCAGACGCUCGGAACGCAGUCACAACAACAUGGAUGAUGUCUUUCGCGCAGAUUCGAGAGCGAAGUCCCAUGGCAGCUGAUAUCCUGUCGCUUAUGGCUUUCUUGGAUCGACACUGUGUCCCAGAAUCUCUUAUCAGAAGACAAAAGACGCCCUUCUCAGAUCUAGAAUUUGAGAAGGCGUGUGGAGUUCUAAAAGCUUUUUCUCUGAUCGACGAGAGACCCUUGAACAUUCAUGGCGAGAUGCAUCGAGCUUUCGCGAUUCAUCGCAUGGUCCAACUGGUUACUCAACAGUGGCUUGAACUUCAUGUCUUUCCGCCAGAAGAGCACGAGGACUGGAAAAAGUGUGAGGCAUUAAUGCCCCAUGUUCAAGUGGUGCUUGAUAGUAAGGUAGAAUCACAAUUGGGGUCUCUCUCAAGAGCAGCCCUCUUGCACAACGCCUCCUCAUAUUUUCGAGUAAAAGGCUAUCACAGGCGGGCCGAACAGGUGGGUGUUGAAGCCGUGGCAGCCAGGAAACAGUCACUUGGUCUUGACCAUCCCGCAACAUUGGCAAGCCACACUAAUCUGUCGAGAAUCCUUCUCGAGCAAGGCCGACUUGAGGAAGCAAGCCAGCUGCAUAUAGCAGCAAUGGAGGCUGCUGAGAAAACAGUUCAAGAGGAUAAUCAAGACAUGCUUCGCGCAAGAGCUCACUUAGCAGCUCUCCACGGUACUCAGGGCCGACACGAGGAGGCCCAUCAACUACAAACGCGCGUGGUGGAGAAUAGCAAGAAGUCAAUAGGCAACGAGCACCCCGACACGCUACUGGUCAUGCGUGACUUGGCCGUUACCUACACGAAUCUGCAGCUGUACGGCGAAGCAGAAACACUCCAUAAACAAGUUUUGGAUAUCAGAAAAAAGGUGCUAGGCUCGGCCCAUCCAGAUACGCUGAUCAGCAUGAUCGAUCUCGCCGAAACCUACAAGCUUCAAGACCCAGUCAACAAAGCAUCUCAGGCGGAGAAUCUCGAACUGGAAGUUGUCGAGAGCCGAAAGAAGAUCUUGGGGGAUGAACAUCCGGUCACACUGCAGGCGAUGGAAAACCUUGCCAUGACAUACGAAUGGCAAUAUCGGUAUAGUGAAGCCGAUAUCCUACGUGAAGCGAUCAAGGAAAUCAGCCAGAGAGGCUGCGAACAGACGGAUAACCAUGCAAUGUCUGCACUACGGACCAGGAGUCCCCAAAUUCUGACCUACAAGCAUACGCAGCAGCAAAGUCGGCCGCCAAGAUAUAGGAGUUGCCCGAUGAGGAGCGAGUCUUGCGACGGUGUGCUUUUAUGCGAUACCGCGGCGGAGAGUGGCAGGAAUGUUGAUAUACAGGGGAUGAGCAGUAUAGUUGGUCUGAGAAGGUCUCCCAUCGUCACCACAAGUCCCAAUGAUGGUGGUGUCGGUGUUGGGGUUGUUUCUCCUGGCAUACAUAAAGAGCUAGGUGAAGAGGGAGCUGUUCCUGGCUCGGUGCUUGGCUCACGUCUCACCCUGUCCCCCUUAUCAUCAUCAUCAUCACCAUCAACCUCGUUUUUCAGGGCUAUGACGUCGCCCGUAGAUGACGAACAAUCGAGAAAUCGAAUUCCGGCCCCAAGGCUUCGUCGUCGCUUGUUCAGUUGGCAGGCCCCGUCCAAUGAACGUGAGGGUGAAGCAGUUGCCAGCGGUGGUGAUGGAGUAUGGAGGAGGAGAUGGAGCAUGGGUAAAAAGAUAUAG